Molecule: messenger RNA, 549 nt
Organism: Vicia villosa (hairy vetch)
Lineage: Eukaryota; Viridiplantae; Streptophyta; Magnoliopsida; Fabales; Fabaceae
Exons: 1
Coding region: 1-549 (182 amino acids)
Biological process (GO): proteolysis
Molecular function (GO): aspartic-type endopeptidase activity
Source: RefSeq, a predicted model, not a curated record
AUGCCUUCCUAUGCUAAUUUUCUAAAAGAAAUUCUUUCAAAUAAGAAGAAACUUGAGGAUAACGAAACUGUUAUGCUUACCGCUGAAUGUAGCGCCAUUAUCCAAAAUAAUAUGCCUCCCAAAUUGAAAGAUCCUGGUAGUUUUUCCAUUCCAUGCGUAAUAGGAAAAACUAUUAUAGACAAAGCCUUGUGUGAUUUAGGAGCCAGUGUUAGUUUAAUGCCCCUUUCAAUCUGUGAAAAGCUAAAUCUAGGUGAGCUAAGACCAACAAGAAUGUCCCUUCAACUGGCUGACCGCUCAGUUAAGUACCCCAGAGGUAUGUUGGCGAACAUCCCUAUUCGAGUAGGACAAUUCUAUAUCCCCAUCAAUCUAAUUAUCAUGGAUAUCCAAGAAGACUCCAAUAUUCACAUCAUAUUAGGAAGACCAUUCUUAGUAACCGCCGGUGCAAUCAUAGAUGUAAAACAUGGAAAACUAACCUUCGAAGUAGGAGAAGAGAAAAUUGAGUUUAUCCUCUCUCAUUUCUUAAAAGCACCUACAAUGGACGAUACCUGA